AUGCCAAAGGUUAAUAGCUACGCGCCUGCCUGGUUAUGCCGGCCCUCGCCUGGUGCCAGCAUUUUCACCAGUGCCGACGUCAAAAGCCCUGCGCAGCAAAAUGGGUCAAAGAACGCUGCUCUAAGCGCUGCGAAUCGUACAGUUGCGAAGCGAGGGAAUGAAGUCUUUGCCGUCGUCGACAACGAAAUUCGCUGGUCUGACCUUGCGCGAGUGAAGAACCGUUGGCAACAACAGGCCCGACAAAAGAAGAGCUCUACCAGUCAAGCAAAAGAUCAGGGAAGCAACGCCGAGGUCCCGCCAUACAGAGUUCUAGCGGUGCCUGUCUACGGGCUUAUCAAACAGAUCAUCCCCUCUCCGAAUGGCGCAUUCCUUGCUAUCAUCACCGAGCACACUGUUCACAUCGCUGUUCUGCCUGAUUCGUCCCGUUUAUCUUCUACAGACACCUCUCCGAUUCGGUUGAAAACCUACCAGCUUGGCCCAACCACUCAUGUCAUUCCAGAAGCCCCAGUGGUGUCUGCAUUAUGGCACCCAUUGGGCUUGCAUACAAACCUGGGCGGAUGUAUCGUCACCAUAACUGCAGAUGCGGCAGUGCGUGUGUGGGAGUUGGAUCGUAACAACCAUUGGUCCUUUGACCAACCAACCCUGGCAGUGGAUCUACGCAAGUUGGUCGACGGCAGCUCGUCUGAUCAGGACUUUGCACCCUCGGGGUUCGGCAAGAACAAAGGUUUCUCUGCCGAUAUAAUCGACAUGGAGGUUGCUUCUGCUUGCUUCGCGGGUAGUGGAAAUGAGAAAGAGGAUGCUUGGGCUCCAAUGACUCUUUGGGUUGCGAUGCGACCUGGUGACCUUUACGCGCUGUGUCCAUUACUACCGUCCAAGUGGCAAGCACCGUCUACUACCAUUCCUUCACUUUCCUCGGCCAUUGUUCCCAAAAUCACAGCCCUUGAAGGUGUCCCAGAAGAUUUGGAAGAGGAGUUGAUCGCUGCUCGACAGCAGUAUGAUUGGCUGCGGGAGAUUGAUGACCAAGAGCCUUUAGACCCUCCUUCAGAUUCGGGCAAUAUCCAGGGCGCCGAUGUCUUUACUCGACCUGCGAACCCAGGUGCUAUUCCACGUCUACAGGGCCCGUUCCGUUUCGAUGCCGGGGACGAGUUGGACGAUCUCGACCUUUGCGAUAUCCAUGUCAUUGCUGCUAGGCUGAAUGUCGAAGAUCUUAUGAUGGGCGAGGAGGAGGAGCUCGCGGUAGAGACUACUGAAACUGAUAAGCUCUCGGCAACAGUCAUUUGCUUGUCUAGUGGAAACGGCCGUGUCCACAUCUGCCUCGAGCUUGACGGUGUACAAGGCCAAUGGCUGCCAAAGGCAAAGAAGAAUUCCUUCCGCACCCCACUCUCAGAGCCGUCUGAUCUUGUUUUGGUGGAAUCGCUCGAUACUGUCAAAACAGACGGUGUAGAGUCAGUCGCUUGGCCUGUUUUCACCAAGGAUGUCCACUCGCGUUACUCCUUCUUCGUCACUACUGCUACCAAUGUAGUGUCUUUCUCCAUGUCUUCAUGGGUGCAACGCCUCGAGGCCGAGCUGCAAACAGAGGAUCCUUCUGGAUCUAGCUUUCGUCUGCAAGUCCUGUGUAGUGGAAAUGUCGCUCAAAGAGAGCGUAUCCUACAGGUUUCGGAGUCCGAUAUCACACCCCAGAAAGAACAUCUUGCCGCUUCUCUGGUUUUCUUUGAUUUCGAUCUAGGCUAUCUCCUAUUAACCUACUACCCCUCAAAUCCCUACGCGGCUGUCAUGGACUCUCCAGAAGAUUCGUUUUCUUCCGCUUUGGACUUCCAUCUGUCUGAACAGCGAGUGUCUCUUCCGGGGUCGCCUGCAGCACUACCUCGACGGGCACCCUACCAAGUUCCGGCUAUUCUUUACGCAAAAUCUCCAUUGGACUCUUUUGUCGAUAAACACGUUCCACAUCGCCAACGCCAUACUCUCAAGGAGCAAGUCCGCUUGUCCCCAGCAACCCUUGAUCUUGUGACCACCGCUCAUCGUGUCCUUUCGGCGCAUACUAACGCACUGGAAAGAGCCGCAUCGGAUCUUUUCCGCCGAUGUGAACGAUUGCAAGGUGAGAUGAAAGAUCAGUUGAAACAAUUGUCUGAUGUUGCAGAGCGCAUUCAGGGCGUGACAAGCGAGAUCGAUGAAGAUGGCAAGCGAAAGGAGGGCAGCCGCAACGGAGAUACCCUAGACAAGAGAUUGCAGGCCGCAAGUGACAGGCAAACGGAACUCGCACAGCGAUAUGACGCUCUGCGUAAGAAGGUUAUUAAUUCAGGCGGCCGUCCCCUGAGUGAGAAAGAGAAAGCUUGGGCUAUCGAGGUGAAUACCUUGUCAGAGUCUAUUGAUGAUCAAAAAUCGAAGAACGAAGAGAACCAGCUUCUUGCCGAACGUUUAGAGACCGUUAAACAACUUGCCCGUGACCUUAUGACUGAGACUAAAUCCAUUGCCGGCAAAUCUUCCGUGUCUCCUGAGCCUAGCAGCCCAUCUUCUCCGGGAGGUGCUCAACCUAAGGUUCCACAACGUCUCCAGCGCCAGAGGGUAGCAGAUGCCAUGAAAAUGGUCGAACGAGAGUCUGCUGUCAUCGACGCUAUUACCUCUCGCCUAGAGCGUCUCAAUACGAGUCUCUGA
Molecule: messenger RNA, 2652 nt
Organism: Penicillium angulare
Lineage: Eukaryota; Fungi; Ascomycota; Eurotiomycetes; Eurotiales; Aspergillaceae
Exons: 4
Coding region: 1-2652 (883 amino acids)
Biological process (GO): mRNA export from nucleus; ribosomal large subunit export from nucleus; protein import into nucleus
Cellular component (GO): nuclear pore
Molecular function (GO): structural constituent of nuclear pore
Source: RefSeq, a predicted model, not a curated record